Cotesia congregata is the source of this 1434-nucleotide messenger RNA. The record is from the annotation of a GenBank genome assembly. Lineage: Eukaryota; Metazoa; Arthropoda; Insecta; Hymenoptera; Braconidae.
AUGGAUGGAGAAGAUGAACUCAUUGCUAUUCAACCAGCAGAAAUAGAUGAAGAAGAACAAGAAUCAUUGGUGGUCAAGAAGAAAAAAGUGAAACAGCAAAUUUCCCAGUUGCAAGAGUUGAUUGAAGACGUGACUCACCAGCUCGAAGUUGUUAAAUUCGGAGACUUGAAUAUUGACCACAAUGCUCUGGUUGCUGCUCUGCCGUCAACUAGUGAAGAUCUAAAUAUUGAUGAUAAACUUCAGUUUGAGUUAUUCAAACUGUCAGGAAUCUGGUGCUCUAAGUGUACGGACAUAGAGUUAGUAUAUAAAUUUUCAACUAACUCUAAUUAUCAGAAGCCAAACGCGGUCCAGUUGUUGCUGGAUGACGACAAAAUUAAAAUAGGUAAAUGGGCGCUUCCUUGGGGCAUCAAGAUUGAGUAUAUCCUAAGAGAAACUCCGCUGGAUAAAAUGAGUCAAACGUCUGCGUUUCUGAGAAAUUGUAAGCGACAUAUUGAUUGUCAUGAGCAACGACGGAUACAAAUCACCAGUUUAAGGGAAUUAACUGAAGAAGUAAAAAAUAUACGAGUUGAAGGAUCUUUGGGAAAUUUAUCCAUGUACAUUAAACUAUUAUCGAUAAAUAACAGAGAAUUAAAUUUAAAACACGAUAUGAUAAUAAGUCUUUUUUAUGAAUCUGGAGAAGCGAGACCUCACUUAAUAAAAACAAAUUGGAAUUUGAAGAAUAAACCUGAUGAAAAUAUGCUACUAGAAAUGGGUAAAUUUGUAAAAGAUUUUAAAAAAUAUAAUCUUCAAGAAACUUAUGGAGCGAUUGCAAAUAGAGACCAUCCGAUUUUUAAGUGGAAGCCAAAUCGCGGAGAAAAUAGCCAAGAAAUUAACCUAGGAUACGAAUAUUUUUCUGAUGAAGAGGAUGAAGUAUCCGAGGAAGACCAGCCGAAGAAAAAACGCAAACACGCAAAAAAGCGAACUGUUAAAAAAAGAAAGGAAGCAGAAAAUAGUCAAGAUAGUCAGGAAAAAGAUACUUUAGUAAGCUCAGAGAAUGAUGAAAAUAGUCCAAUCAAAAAUAACAGUAAGAAUAAAGGUACAAAAUCAACAGUCGUGAAAAAAACUGCUGCUCCAGUCUUGAAGAAACUGGGUGCUUCAAUCGUAAAAAAAUCCACGAAAUCUCCAGCUUCCAAGAAGAACCAAGUUGAUAAGCGGCAGACUCGAUUGAGUUUUAAAGGAGUUCCUCUCGAAUCUUCCGACGCUCAAGAAUCACCUAAAAGACAAGAGUUCAACCAGCGGAUGCGAGAGACCAGCACACCCAAGACCAGAUUAAGCGACAAAAUUCCUCUAGUUUCUCUGGUGCCUAUCAGUAUCAGUCCGAUUGAGUCUGAAUCUAGUGAAAAAUCUAACCAAAAUUUAAAUAAGAGUAAGCAGAAAAAUCAAAAUAAAAAAUGA